AGUAUGCAGGAAAGCUCCGGAAAGAAGAAGUGUGAGGACGGACCGAUGCAGAACGGAGAGGCCAUGAGCCCUCAAACACAGGACUCGACGAGCUCGACCCAGGAGGAGGAAAGCUGUGCGGUGCCCUCUGCACCACCCUUACCCGACUCACCACCGUCACCACCAUACCUGAGGCCGAAAUUGGUGUUUCACACCCAGCUGGCUCAUGGAAGUCCUACAGGCCGCAUCCAUGGUUUCACCAACGUAAAGGAGCUGUACGCCAAGAUCGCUGAGGUGUUCAACAUUUCUCCCUCUGAGAUUCUCUUUUGCACCCUGAACUCACACAAAGUGGACAUGCAGAAGCUCCUGGGAGGCCAGAUCGGCCUGGAGGACUUCAUCUUCGCCCAUGUCAGAGGUGAGACGAAAGAGGUGGAGGUAACCAAAACGGAGGAUGCCCUCGGCCUCACCAUCACUGAUAACGGGACUGGAUAUGCUUUCAUUAAGAGAAUAAAAGAGGGCAGCACCAUAGACCUGCUAAAGUCAGUAUGUGUGGGCGAUCAUAUAGAGGCCAUUAAUGAUCAGAGCAUUGUGGGAUGCCGGCACUAUGAAGUUGCCAAAAUGCUGAAGGAGCAGCCCAGAGGAGAGCCGUUCACUCUUAGACUGGUGGGGCCGAAAAAAGCUUUUGAUAUGAUUGGUCAGAGGACACGGUCGGCCAAAUCCACCGAGGGGAAAAUGGUCAGUGGGAAGGAAACUCUUCGCCUGCGCUCGAAAGGAACAGCGACUGUCCAGGAAGUGCCGAGUGAGUUUGAGGAGAAGGCUAUAAGACAGGUGGAUGAUCUUCUGGAGAGCUACAUGGGCAUUCGGGAUCCAGAACUCGCAACCACCAUCGUGGAGGCCGCCAAGGACAAGCAAAACCCAGAUGAUUUUGCAGAGGCUCUUGACUCAGUCCUGGGAGAUUUCGCCUUCCCUGAUGUCUUUCUGUUUGACGUCUGGGGAGCUCUGGGGGAUGUUAAAAACGGCAGAGUUUAG
Trichomycterus rosablanca is the source of this 1008-nucleotide messenger RNA. It is a transcript of the gene gipc3, whose product is annotated as GIPC PDZ domain containing family, member 3. The coding region runs from base 4 to 1008 and encodes 334 amino acids. Gene Ontology annotation, molecular function: protein binding. The record is from RefSeq and is a predicted model, not a curated record. Lineage: Eukaryota; Metazoa; Chordata; Actinopteri; Siluriformes; Trichomycteridae. The transcript has 6 exons.